UUUUCUGAUGAUUUCCUCUCGUUAAGUAUGUAAAUAUAAUUAUGUCAAAGACUCAAAAGGAGAUCAAUUGAUAUUGUCUUGAAAAAGUAUUUCCAUCUUUCAGGUUUUCUCUGAAUUUAAAAGAUAGAAACAAUGUCGGAAAAGGUGGGAGCGAUGGGUGGUAACAAGGGAGGAGCAUUCGAUGAUGGUGUUUUUGAUGGUGUGAAGAAAGUAAUAGUUGGAAAAGACUUCAGCAAGGUAACUUAUAUCAAGAUCGAAUACGAAAAGGACGGAAAAUUCGAAAUUCGUGAACAUGGGACGAAUCGCGGGGAACUAAAAGAGUUUUCAGUGGAUUAUCCGAAUGAAUAUAUCACAGCCGUUGGUGGAAGCUAUGGUACUGUUUUCGGUUAUGAAUCAGAAUUGAUCAAAUCAUUACUCUUCAAAACCUCUUAUGGAAGAACCUCUCCGAUACUUGGUCAUACGACAUUACUCGGGAAUCCAUCUGGGAAAGAAUUCAUGCUAGAGGGCAAAAAUGGAGGAAAGCUUCUUGGUUUCCAUGGACGUUCUGGUGAAGCUCUUGAUGCUAUUGGACCUCACUUCUUCGCUGUGAACUCUUCUCUUAAGCACUUUAAACCGCAAGGUGGGAAUGGAGGGAGUGCUUGGGACGAUGGUGCUUCUGAUGGUGUUAGAAAAGUUCUUGUUGGACGAAAUGGUAAGUUUGUGAGUUAUGUCCGGUUUGAGUAUGCGAAAGGCGAAAGAAUGGUACCACAUGCUCAUGGGAAGAGACAAGAAGCUCCACAAGAGUUUGUGGUGGAUUAUCCUAAUGAACAUAUUACAUCGGUCGAGGGAACAAUCGAUGGUUACCUUUCGUCUCUGAAGUUUAAGACAUCAAAAGGAAGAGUCUCCCCUGCUUUUGGGAAUGUGGCUGGUAAUAAAUUUGUGUUCGAAGAAACAGGUUUUAAACUUGUUGGGUUUUGUGGUCGGUCUGGUGAUGCUAUUGAUGCUCUUGGUGCACAUUUUGCCCCUCUUCCCAUUCCCGUUCCCGCUCCAGCUCCAGCUCCAGCUCCAGCUCCAGCUCCUGUUACUCCUUCUUUUAAACUUCCAGCACAAGGCGGAAACGGAGGAGUUUCUUGGGACGAUGGUGUUCAUGAUAACGUGAGGAAGGUUUAUGUAGGACAAGGCGAUUCUGGUGUUGCCUUUGUCAAGUUUGAGUACAAUAAAGGAUCAGAGUUGCUUGGCGGAGAUGGUCACGGAAAAAUGUCAUUGCUCGGAACAGAGGAGUUUGUAGUCCACCCAGAUGAUUACAUCACAUCUGUGAAAGUUUACUACGAGAAACUCUUUGGCUUGAAGGCAGAAAUCAUAACGGCUCUUAUAUUCAAGACAUUCAAGGGAAUAACCUCUCAGCCGUUUGGAAUCACGUCAGGUGAUUUCUUCUUGCUCGAAGGCGGAAAGAUCACCGGUUUUCAUGGGAGUUCGAGCGAUGUUCUUCAUUCUAUUGGAGCUUACAUGUCUCUUUCGUCUACUCCGAUGUUGCGUGGAAAGUGGAUCCAGGUGGAGCAAAAAUCAAAUGGACCUGGACCAAGAUGUUCUCAUGCUAUAGCCAUGGUUGGAGAAAAAAUGUAUUCCUUUGGAGGAGAGCUAACGCCUAAUUUCCACAUUGAUCAACAUCUCUACGUCUUGGAUUUCAAGACUCACACAUGGUCACUUGCUCCUCCAAACGGUGAUGUUCCGGACCUCCCUUGCUUAGGUGUUUGCAUGGUAGCCAUCGGCACUACACUCUACGUCUUUGGUGGCCGGGAUGGCUACCGUAAUUACAACGGUUUCUACUCUUACGACACGGUUAAAAAUGAGUGGAAACUCAUAACGCACGUCAAUAAAGGACCUGCACCACGUAGCUUCCACGCGAUGGCUGCUGAUGAAGAAAAUAUUUAUGUCUUUGGUGGAGUAAGUACUACGGUACGUCUCAAUACAUUGCAUGCUUAUAACAUCGUUAGUGAAAAGUGGAUUGAGCUUACCAAUCCAGGAGAGUCUUGCAAAGCGAGAGGAGGACCAGGGCUCGCAGUUGUUCAAGGAAAGAUUUGGGUUGUGUACGGAUUUUCUGGGGACGAAAUGGAUGAUGUUCAUUGCUAUGAUCCGGUUGAAAGUAAGUGGACUAAAGUGGAAACAAGUGGUGAAAAGCCAUGGAGGAGGAGCGUGUUUUCGAUAGCGGUUGUUGGGAAACAUAUAAUUAUGUCUGGAGGUGAGAUUGAGAUGGACCCAAAGGCUCAUUUGGGACCAGGGAUAUUGAUCGGUGGAGCUUUCGUGUUGGACACGGAGAAUUUGAUGUGGGAGAAACUCGAGGAAGGUCAUAGUCCGCGUGGAUGGUGUGCAUCCACAACUGCGUCCAUAGAUGGAAAGAAAGGUUUGUUGAUGUAUGGAGGGAAGUCUCCGACCAAUGGUCGUUAUGAUGACAUAUUUUUCUAUGGAGUAGACUCUGCUUAAGAACGGUCAGUGUUGGUGAGUUUGUGAGUCUUCGUAAGUGUGGUAUAUAUGUUGCAUCAAGGAGGGAUUUGGUUUGUAAGACUCUUCCUUGGUUUGUCUACAUUAUAUUUUGUGUGUUUGUGUUUUAUUGAAAUAUAUUGAUCAAUAAGUG
Molecule: messenger RNA, 2611 nt
Organism: Arabidopsis arenosa
Lineage: Eukaryota; Viridiplantae; Streptophyta; Magnoliopsida; Brassicales; Brassicaceae
Source: the annotation of a GenBank genome assembly